ACCUGCAGCAAAUCGACAGAUCAGACAGGGCAAGGUUGAGCCUGGGGAGUGAGUAGUUUCUGUUUAAAAAUUGCUAACGUUAGGAAUGGACGAUGAAGCGCCAGUUAUUUAUGGAUUGGAGUUUCAAGCUCGGAGCUUGACAGCACAGGUUGCUGAAACAGAUGCUAUCCGCUUUCUUGUUGGAACACAGUCUCUUAAGUAUGACAAUCAGGUGCAUGUCUUAGACUUUGAUGAGGAUAACAAUGCUCUUGACAAGACAGUGUUCUUUCACAAAGAUGGAGAAAUCUGGCACAUCGCUUCAAGUCCUGGAGAUAAGGAUGUGUUAUCAACCUGCUUCAACAAAAUCGUAGACAAUAAACUUCAGGGCCAAGCUGCAAUCUGGAGAUUACCAAUCGAUGAGGAGGAUCCAGAUGUAUCAGAUAUUGGUCUCCAUGACGACACGUCGUCUAAUGCCAAGAACCUGGAGGUGCUUUGUCGGCUCGACAACUCAGACAUAGGCAGUAUUAUCAGUGUAUUAUGGGAGCCUCAAGGAGAUGGGAACAAGAUCCUCUCUCUAACUGAUUACAAGUUUCUCAUGUGGGAUCUAGAGGCCAGUGGAAGCAAAGCUAGAAUGACGAGUUCAGCAACCCUUGAGGGCAAAGGUCAUCCAAAGUUCACCUCCCUUCGUUGGAACCCUCACCAUAACAACUCCCAGGUUGCAUCAGCGAACGACACAACCAUCAGAGGAUGGGAUCUCAGAUCAAUGGAACAGACAUACAUGAUAGAGAACGCCCACGGCCAGUUGGUACGAGAUCUGGACUUCAAUCCAAACAAGCAAUACUACAUGGCGUCCUGCGGGGACGAUUGCAGCGUCAAGUUCUGGGACGUCCGCAACACUGGAUGGCCCGUCAUGGUCCAGAAUGACCAUUCACAUUGGGUUUGGAGCGUUCGUUAUAACCAAUUUCACGAUCAACUCAUCCUAAGUUCAAGUAGUGAUAGUCGAGUUAUUCUGACCAACGCAUCAUCUAUCUCAUCUGAACCCUUUGGUCACAUGGACGAAGAUGACGAUGAGGAGGAGGAGGAUGAGGACGUCAUGGAUAGUGAGGAGAAAAACAAGACUAAGGAGCCAAUAAAGGAUGGUGUAAUAGCGACCUACGAGGAGCAUGAAGACAGUGUUUAUGCCGCUGAAUGGUCAACAGCUGAUCCCUGGCUCUUUGCCUCACUGAGUUACGACGGCCGGUUAGUCAUAAACAGAGUACCCAGGGCUGAGAAAUAUAAGAUUCUUCUCUAGAGCUUUUCAAGUAAUAAGGACUCUGAGUUGUGAUGAUUGUUUGGUUGUCAGCAGAACUCCACGAACUGAGAAGUAUAAGAUUCCUUGCUGCUUUAGGUAUUCAAGGUAAAGAUGCUGAGUUGCGAUGGUCACAUUGUGGUCAGAGCACCAAGAGCCAAGAAUUACAUGAUUCCUUGCUAGAGGUUUCGAGGUCGAAGAUACGGAGUUGGGAUGGCCUUUUGGUUCUCAACAGAGCAUCCAUUACCGAGAAGUUUUUCAGGUAAAAUAAGACCCCAAGUUACGAUGGCCGAUUUAUCAACGACAUAGUUUCCAUUGCUGAGAAGUAUAACAAAUUCUUAAGGUUUUAUUCUGACCUUGAUAGGUGGCUGAUGGCCAAGAGUCAUCAACAGAUUACCCAGGACUGAGAAGUAAGAGAUGCUUCUGAAUGUUUUCAAGUAUGAGAUUUCUUCGUCAUUGCUGAACUGUAAGCUUCACAAAGCUGUAACUUCUAGGUAUUUAACAGUUUCUGAAGAUUGGAAGACACUGGGCUUUGAUUGGUGAUGGUAGGCCUACAUGUAGAUAUUAUUAGGUGUUUUACAGGAAUAUAUCAGUCAGAAAUCUGUGAAAUCUCAUUGUCAAUUUAUUACAGACCUUGUUUUUGUAUGAUGGAUUAUAAUGAUCAUUGUGUGCAAUCAGCUAAUAUCAACUUUACUAUCAAUUUCUAAGCUUUGUUUUAUGGUCGUCUUGUGGCAAAUGUUUAAUGUCAUCACCCCAAAAGCAUAGUGUGACUUCUGUGAAUAUGGGCCUUGGGGAUUCUUUUUUUUUUCAGAUUCAACCCAUUGCUUAUAACUCUUAUAAAGAUUACUGACCAUUUAAUAUGUCUAAUGUGGUUAAAAAUAAUGUUCAUCAAUAUUUUUUGUAAAAAAAAUGUACUCACAUGUUCAUGUAAUAUUUAGAGUGAUAAGAUGAAAGCUGUCCUUUUUCAUCAAAAUAUACAUUCCAGUUUUCAAAUUCUAAGAGCUUUAAUCAUUUAGCUUUUUGUAGCAAUUUGAAAGCAUGGGGCAAUUCCUUAAAAGGAAAUCAACUUUUCUAUUUCUGUUUCUAUUAUGGCAGGAGAGGUUUCUGCUGCCUAACACCAAGUUGGUAUGAACAGUUACACAGGAAACAUUUGACAUCUCUGGUUAUCAGCAACAGUGGCUGACUUUAUAGAGGAAAGAAAUUACUAACAAGUCUUUUAAUUAAAGUGGAGACAACAGCGGAUUAGGGAUUUGAACUCACAACCUCAUGAUCAUGAGUCCAAUGCUCUAAUAACCCCUUAACCACAUGACCUGUAACCUUUUUAUACGCCUGACCCUCGUUUUUCUCAAUGUUUCAUUUCAUAUUAUUUCUCUUCAUGACCUUCCCAAGUCAUGAUCAGUUGAGAGCAUUGCGAUUUUUCAUGAGAAAUAUAAAAUAGAUACAAAUAAUUCCAGGAAGGUCUUUCAUUCAGUGUAUAGGAAGUUGGAUGUACUUCAUGGAAUAGACCAAAAUACAGGACUAUUUCAUCUGAAUGUGCACAUCAAUUGAAGAUAAAUUCAUUGCCAUCUGGAUCUGGAUGGUUAAUGUACAAAACGCCUGGUGUGGCUAUCCAG
Molecule: messenger RNA, 2880 nt
Organism: Lytechinus variegatus (green sea urchin)
Lineage: Eukaryota; Metazoa; Echinodermata; Echinoidea; Temnopleuroida; Toxopneustidae
Gene: eipr1
Product: EARP-interacting protein homolog
Exons: 9
Coding region: 86-1270 (394 amino acids)
Biological process (GO): protein ubiquitination
Molecular function (GO): protein binding
Source: RefSeq, a predicted model, not a curated record